Fusarium falciforme is the source of this 1032-nucleotide messenger RNA. RefSeq lists its product as hypothetical. The coding region runs from base 1 to 1032 and encodes 343 amino acids. The transcript is spliced from 3 exons. The record is from RefSeq and is a predicted model, not a curated record. NCBI's taxonomy places the organism in Eukaryota, Fungi, Ascomycota, Sordariomycetes, Hypocreales, Nectriaceae.
AUGAAUAACAAGAAUUGGAACGACAGAGCAGACAAAGAUCUGUUCUUUACUAUACUGUCUGUCAAGAACAUUGGUGUCAUAAGCGGCGCGGAAUGGACCACCAUUGGCAAUCACAUGAGAGGCCUUGGAUAUGGUUUCACUAAUGAAGGAUGUCGUCAACAUUUCCAAGGUCUCCGACGAGCCCAGAACAAGGCAGAGUCCAAUGGUGGCCUCAACGAGAACUCACGCAAGGUUGAUCCAACCCUGAACCCGAUUACUCGCCGUCCAGGUCCUGGUCGAGGCCGGCCCAGGAAACAGCCUCCUGUUCCCGUCGCUGGUGUCCCCGGAGAGGGUAUUCCCAACCAAGCCAUGGGUCUUGUUGCACCAGGGCCGCACGCUCAGCCCGUUCAAGGCUAUGGUGUCCCUCCUGGUCAAGCCAUCCUCCCUCAGCCAAUGCCAACCACCGCAGCUGUUCCUGGUGCUGUUCCGGCUCCAACUCCAACUCCUGCUGCGGCCACUGUGCCUGGUCCUCCUGCCCCCGUUGCUGCUGGACCACCCGCUGCACCUCCCGCUGGCCAGUUGGUAUCUCAUGCGACAUAUCCCAGUCCGCCGCGUGCCCCUGAGCUUCCCCAAAAUCCCCCACAUCUACACCCUCUCCAGCAUGGACCGCAAAAUCAGGAGCCCCGACAAGAACCUCCCCGAGAUCUCAGAGAAGGCACCAACACAAGUUCAACCUCUCAGCCUCCAACUGCGGAACCCAAUCAUCAGCCGCCUUCAGAAUCUGUGGGGCCUUCUGAACACCUCGAAGAAGCGAACGAGGACGUUGACGCUGAUGCUGAUGCCGAUGUGGUGGAUCCUAUCGCCGGCGUGGAUGUCGAUGGCGAUGCUGAUGCUGAUGCCGACGGAGACGAACCUGCUGCCAAGCGACCGCGACUAAACUCACCAGAUCCGUCCAAGGAGGUGAUGGACGAUGAGGCUGUUCUGGCGCUUGCAGCCCACAGCGGCCCUGCUGACCCAUUCCCUUCUGAUUUUGCUACGUACGGAGAGGCAUGA